Molecule: messenger RNA, 615 nt
Organism: Penicillium angulare
Lineage: Eukaryota; Fungi; Ascomycota; Eurotiomycetes; Eurotiales; Aspergillaceae
Exons: 2
Coding region: 1-615 (204 amino acids)
Source: RefSeq, a predicted model, not a curated record
AUGCUUCUCUCCAACUCCCACCCCGACGAGUCGAUGCUCACCGCGGAGAUUUCCUUACAGAGCGUGGGACUUUCACCUCUUUUCUUCGAAGUUAGUCUUGUGCUUCUAAGAUGUGGACAAGCUGGCGAAUUCGGCCCCGGGAAGUCAAAAUACCCCAAAGCAUUGCGUUUUGCAUUGCUUGGUUUCCGCUUCCCUAUUGUUGUGUCUAUCGUCUUAGGCGUCGUUGGAAAAAUCAUAAAGAUCAAAGCACUUGAAGAAGCGGGAUCAGUACUUCUCGUUGUGACUUUUGCAUUCGUAUGCGGUCUUGUUCUUUGGCUGGCAGCGAAAUCUCGUUCAACUCUCCCAAUGGAAGGCCAUCGUGGCGUCUUGCUGAUAAUGCUUGCUCUUCCAUUUUUGCUGGUAAGAGUGAUAUAUUUCUUGUUACAGGAGGUUGGGCCUGCAAGAUUCAACCUAGCUUCGGGUGAUGUUGGUGUUUUGGCAGGGAUGGGCUUGGUUAUGGAGGUCAUUGUUGUCAUUUUGUUAUUAACAGCGCGCGCUUUUGCUGAGCCUAUUUGGAAGACUGAUACUAAGGCAAGACUAAUUCUGUCCGAUCAUGAUGGUAUGGGGCAGGCUUGA